AUGAUAUAAAUAAAAGCAGUUUAAGCUCAAAAACAAAAAAGUAGGAACAACCUUAUAAUUUUUUGUUAUGAUAGUCAGAGAAAAUUACUUUUAGAAUUAAAACAAAUUUAAUAUAUAUAAUCUGUUUUAGCAGUAGUGCAUAUAUGCCAAAUCUAUUCAACUGAAUAAAACAAAGAUCAAUCUGAAUUAGAAUACUUGUUUACAAUAGAUUAAAUUUCAGCUGUUACUAAGAUGAUAGUUUGA
Paramecium pentaurelia is the source of this 243-nucleotide messenger RNA. NCBI's taxonomy places the organism in Eukaryota, Ciliophora, Oligohymenophorea, Peniculida, Parameciidae. The record is from the annotation of a GenBank genome assembly.